UGUUCUUCGUUCGAGUUUGACGUAGAAACUUUAUUUUCUGAAAAAUGACUGGUCGCGGAAAGGGAGGUAAAGGUUUAGGAAAAGGAGGAGCAAAGCGGCAUCGCAAAGUUUUGCGUGAUAACAUCCAAGGUAUCACCAAGCCAGCCAUCCGUCGUUUGGCUCGUCGUGGUGGAGUGAAACGUAUCUCCGGAUUGAUCUACGAGGAAACUCGUGGUGUUCUCAAAGUGUUCCUUGAGAACGUGAUCCGUGACGCCGUCACUUACACCGAGCACGCCAAGAGGAAGACCGUCACCGCCAUGGACGUCGUCUAUGCUUUGAAACGUCAAGGCCGCACCCUUUACGAGAGUAUAGUAGUACGAACACAACGAAGCAUCGUCAUGGCACGUACCAAGCAAACCGCUCGUAAAUCCACCGGUGGUAAGGCACCAAGGAAACAACUCGCCACCAAGGCCGCCAGAAAGAGCGCGCCUGCAACUGGUGGAGUGAAAAAACCCCAUCGUUACAGGCCAGGAACCGUCGCUCUCCGUGAGAUCCGUCGUUAUCAAAAGAGCACUGAACUCCUCAUCCGCAAGCUUCCUUUCCAACGUUUGGUCCGUGAGAUCGCUCAAGAUUUCAAGACCGACUUGCGUUUCCAGAGCUCUGCUGUGAUGGCUCUCCAGGAGGCUAGUGAGGCUUACCUCGUCGGUCUCUUCGAAGACACCAACUUGUGCGCCAUCCACGCCAAGAGAGUCACCAUCAUGCCAAAAGACAUCCAAUUGGCUCGUCGUAUCCGAGGAGAACGUGCUUAAGUUUUUUACAACAACCUUCAAAAAUACAAUCGGCCCUUUUCAGGGCCAA
This is a messenger RNA of Leptopilina boulardi, 837 nucleotides long. RefSeq names its product histone H3-like. Gene Ontology annotation, molecular function: protein heterodimerization activity; structural constituent of chromatin; DNA binding. The coding region runs from base 45 to 788 and encodes 247 amino acids. Lineage: Eukaryota; Metazoa; Arthropoda; Insecta; Hymenoptera; Figitidae. The record is from RefSeq and is a predicted model, not a curated record. Gene Ontology annotation, cellular component: nucleosome. The transcript has 3 exons.